Molecule: messenger RNA, 2987 nt
Organism: Mizuhopecten yessoensis (Yesso scallop)
Lineage: Eukaryota; Metazoa; Mollusca; Bivalvia; Pectinida; Pectinidae
Exons: 2
Coding region: 117-1622 (501 amino acids)
Cellular component (GO): mitochondrion
Source: RefSeq, a predicted model, not a curated record
CUUUCGUGUAACUUUGACGUUCUUGACCUCUUGUCCAAGUUCUAGAGCGACACACGAACAGAAUGUAAACAACCUUACAUCAUCCUGAACUUAAUCAACAACUGACAGUUGUCACAAUGUUCUCGUUAAGGAAGGUAGCGUUUACUGUAAGUAGUGCAAGGAACUUGUCCAUGCGGGCUGUUCUUGAGGUAAAUGCAGCGUCAGGUCAUGCAUUUGAUAAACAUGAGCAGAGCCAGACUCAUUUUACCGCUAUCGAAGGUGUCCAGGGCCAUGCAAAACAUAUUUCCAUUGAGGAAUCACAACAGAUUUUGGAAGAGGCCGUAAAAUACUCUAUACAUGGUCCUAGUGUACAAGGAAUUCAGGGUGGUCGUGACGAAUUGGCUGCUUUAGAAAAUGUAUCUGCUGCCGUUGAUACUGUCGCUGACUCUGAAAUUCCAGAAAAUAUGAAAACGUAUUCCUGCUCAAGAAACAUCAAUUUACAUGGCUGUAUGCAGACGAAUGUUCCUGAACCUUAUGCUGUCAAAGCUGAUCACUAUGCAGUACAGCUUGAUCAUGGUACCCCACAAAACAUGCCAGGAAAUGGUAAAAAGCUAUACCAGAAAUAUAUAUCUGGUGGUAGAAAUGACGUUAAUAUUCCAAACCAGAGACGUUCUUUUCAUGUAGGUGUCCAACGUUUGUCACAAGCUGCACAGUUUAGUUACAAAGAUGCAGUGUUUGACAAUGAUCCUAGCCCACAGGGUAUUCAAGGUGAUGAUUGUGUCCAACAUAAAUUAUGGAUGGAGACUUGUUUAAGAUUUGGACUUCCGAACUGUGAUGAACAAUAUCAGAGCAUUCAAUCUGGUAGAAAAACUCUAGCUCAGGUUUUUGCGGAACAAGAGGAAAUUAUUCGAAGUGUAGCUGAAAGUUACAGAAAAAAUACUAGGAGCCAUCCAGCCAUUACAUCCCCCGAUGCUCUGAUAGACGUUUCUUCAUGUACACCAGAGGGUAUCCAGGGGGAGGACUCCGUACAAUUUAGACUGUGGGUAGAAAACUGUAACAGGUUCAGUUUGCACAAACAUUUUAAAGAAAACCUUCCAGGAUUGGAAACAGGAAGCAGGACUAUGGCUGACAUCAUCAAUGAACAGGGCCAUAUCAUCCGCUCUAUUGUAAAGAAUCACCAACAGCAGAGGCAUUAUUCAACCUCGAAACAAAACCAGGAACCUCAAGAGGUCGGUAACAAUCCACCCGCAUCUACCCCAUCUCCAAAUACUGAGGACUCUUCUUCAAAGUAUUCCAGAGCAAAGUUAAGGAAAGCUAUUACAGAAUAUGGGUCUACUGUGAUAGUUUUCCAUGUAGGCAUAUCUUUGAUGUCCCUUGGAGGGUUCUACGUUUUAGUGUCAAGUGGCCUUGAUGUUGUUGGACUUUUGACCAAGCUUGGGAUAGGAGAGAGCAUUUUUCAGUCCAAGUUGGCUGCCGGAGCUAGCACCUUUGUCGUUGCCUACGCUGUUCACAAAGUAUUCGCACCUGUUCGGAUUGGAAUCACACUGACAUCAACACCAUUCAUCGUACAGUAUCUACGUAGAGUCGGUGUCCUCAAGGCUCCCCCCAAGGCUCCUCCCAAGGCUCCCCCUAAACCUAACUGAUCGUUCUAUUUGACAGGAUUAGGGAUAGAAUAUCCCUUUCUAACAUGAUAUGUCCCAUCUUAGCUAGCCAAGUGUACUUCGUGUAAGUGGAGUGUAUACGAGGCGAACACUUGGCUAACGAAGAUAGAUAUGUUCAUAUAAUUGAUUUAGUACUAUAUAAAUCGCCAUACAUAAGCUUGUUUUGAUUUUCAGCCCAGGAGGAACUUGUUCUCCAGCUGGAGAAGUUUGACAAUACACUUCUUAUCAGUCAACAUCACUAGUACACAUUCUUUAAUUGAACUAUUUAUAAAACUGCCAAGGAUUCAUUUAGUAUGGACUACUUUGUAUAUUUAUUUUCUGAAAGUUAUCUGCUAUUUUUCUCAACUAAGUUGCCUUGUAAAGUACUCACAUCUGCUGUUUUAUAGAAUACUCAAACUUAAAGAAUACUGUUAUAGUGAGUAGAGAAAACUAUUAUUAGAUAUGUUGACUGAUUAAGAUGUAUAUUCAUGCAUGUGUGUUUUAUUAAAGUGUACAUACUCGGCGCCUUUAAAACAUUAUUCCCAAAUUGCUAUAAUAAUAUUGUGUAAAUGCUAUUCAUUUUUGUUUAUCAUUCCAAUGUGUACCCAGGUUAUCAUUGUAUUAUAAUAACCAUUAAUGUUUCUGACUGUGACCCUCUUGUGGAAGGGAGGAACAUGUCACAGAAUUAUAGUAGCAUAUAGCCUUAAGUGACAGAUAUGUAUAAGCUCAACAUGUCACAGAAUUAAAGUAGCAUAUAGUCUUAAGUGACAGAUAUGUAAACUUGUUAGGACAAUAUUUAGUGUCAUUCUUUACAUUGAGUAGAAUACAUCCUGGUACAAAGAUAUACCUUAAAUGAGAAGGAAAUAAAACAAGCAGAUAUAUUUAAACCUUAAUUUCAAAAGUAGGAUCAUGACCAGUUCAUCAAGGAAUUUUACAUUAUGCUUAUAAGUGAUUGAUAUUCUAACUAACUAGGAGGGCUAUAUUUUCUAAACUAGUUUAGUUCAUGCAAUGAAUAUAAAAACUAGUGUCAAAAUCUUAAAGUUUACCAUUUCAUGCCCAUUUAAUUUAGAAAACUGACAAGUGUAUACAUGUUCCAAUUUGUGCUUUUUAAUUUGACUCUUUGUGUACAUCUUCCAUUAUGUGUGUAUAUAAUUGUUUUUGUGAUAGGUGAAUUUUCUAGAGGUUGUAACCAGAACUUUAUUGAAAUAUAAUUGAUUAGCUAAUCAGAUAUUGAUAAAAAAAAAUCAAUUAGGAGUAAUGGUAAUGAAAUUUGAAUGAAAUACCUGUUACUUUAGUUAGAGCAUCUGUAUUUGUUUGAAGAAAGAAAGGUCAAUAUGUUCCAAUCAAUAAACUAGUAUUGAGUCUUCA